GAUGUUGCUGCCCUAUCUCAGGAAGACUCUCAAGCUAACAGGAACUAAGUAUGGCUGUGGUGGAGGAGGCUGUGGAUCGUGCACUGUGAUGAUUUCCAAAUAUAAUGCCCAAGAAAAGAAGAUUCUGUAUCCUUAUCUUAAGUGUUUAAGCACUGUCAUUGUGGGAUCCUCCAUUGAGAUAGAGCAGACUGAAGCAGGCACAACCCAGUUCUGUAAAUCAGUGCAAAAGGUAAAGGAAGGAAAAGGAUCGACUAGAAUCACAACAGUGUCAAUGAACACCCUAGACUGAAACACUGAAUAAUGAAUAAUGAAAGAUUCUUUGCCUAGAUGUUUGAGGAACAUGAAAAUCUUGUGGUCCAACAUACUUGCAUCAGAUUUCAGAAACCUCAUGAUGAGACAGAGAACCAGAUAGAGAGUAACAGAGGGAAAGUGAGAUGGAGAGAGAGAUGGACAAGUAGGAGAGUAAGACAAAUCGAAACAGAGACAUUGAGAGAGACCAAGGGUGAAACUUUAACGGACCUGUUUGCAAUUGAAAGGAUCUUUUCUGUAGCUCUUUAACUCGUCUGCGGGCAUUAAAUUCUUAGCUUCAGGUUUUCUUACCAAUCGCAGGAUACAGUUAUGAUGUAAACCUGCACGCAAUCAAUGAAGGCUCUCUAUUUAAAGGGACCUUACAAGGGUUAGAUUAUUUACAAAAAAGCUCACUGCUGAACCAAAUUGAAGGCAGAGAUGGAAGGUGUCUCAGGAAGGUUGUCCUUUUUUUUUAAAAUUCUCUGCUGCAAGUCAUAUAGGAGGAGCUCAGAACCAGCAGAUAGAUUAUCUCCUCUGUGAACAGGAGGAGAAAGCCAAGAAUCCAGUGAAUACAGUGUGGCUGGAAGUAGUGGAAGUUGUGAUUAGCAGGAAUGUGAUUGGGACCACAACCUGAUUCACUGUAGUAAAAGGUUACAUGAUCUUUUCUUAUCCAGAAAGUCGAGUGUUCAUCUGAUCAACAUUUCUUGCAAUGAACACCUUCCUAUCUCUCCAGGUACCUCCUCAAAACUCCACCUGAAUGGAUGACGCUCAUGUUCACUUUCAUCCUAUUGUUUUUCACACUUUGCAGCCAUCCUCAAAAGUGUUCAUUUAAAUCUUUGUGUAAAUUUUACUUCUCAUACUCACAUUACCUGUGCCUUUGGUCAUCAUAGAAGAGAGCACAACACCUGGGAGAUGCAGAAAACCAGUGGCAGGAAACCUGACUGCACUGGAGGUGGACAUCUUGGUGAUUGGAAGGUGGCACAGAUAGGGUCCUGUUGCAGCAUUAAGUAAUGAACUUUUACUUGGCACUUUGUACUCACUCAUAUCGAAUUAAUGCCAGUACUAAUCAAAGUGUCGUAGUAUGCACUAUGUUGAUUUUUGUAACCUUUUCCCAUGUCAGCACUAACUCAUCUCUCUGUUCUCUCACAGGUCUGCCAAGGCUGCUAAAGAGUUAUGCUGGAGGAUGCUAAGGGGUUCUGGAGGGAGGGAGGAGGAUGGUCUGUAAUGCUGACUCACGCAGACUCUCCAUUAGUUCAGAUAUUCACAGCUUGCAGCAGCACAGAUAAGCCAGUCUGUCACAUAGUAAGGAGCACAUCAUGUGAGCAGGUAACAGGGUCAGCAGUGGAGAGAUCCAUCAGAAGCUGCAGAAGAUCUCUAACUCUAUUCAGUUGGCUGUAGAGAGUUUGGACUCAUUAGUGCAAAGGGAACUUACACAACAGAGGUCGGAGCGUGUUUCUCCCUGUGUGCUUCAAAGCAGUGAGCAUCCUAGGUGAGAGAGAUUGGAGGACUUGCUCUCAGACAUGAAUUCCAUGAUGUCUUGGGCAUUUGAGCUGCUUUGUGCCUCCUUGGGAAGAGUGCAGAGAGAAUCAGACAGUUCCAUCCACAGACUCCAUGAUAGGCUGGAUCAACAGUUUACUUACCAUGACUGGCACUUCAUACAGAAUGGAGCAAACUCUCGCCAUGGUGGUUUAACAUCUCACUGAUAUCCAAAGGAAAGUGCAGGAGGAACAUGAGAGGGGGUAUGCAGUUCUAAAGGUGCUCCCACUUCUCACUCCUGGUCACUCCCUCAGCUGCUGACACAGAGACUUCCUGCCCCAUUAAUAGAGUUUGCCUCUGCACAAGUGCUGGUGGAGCAAUUUCUGAUAUGGCACUCAUGGGCUCCAAAUGUUCUCUAAGGGCCUCUUAUCUAUUUAAGUAGGGAAAUGAGCAGCCUGCUUGCAGCUCUGCUGAAACCAUAUGCAUUGUGCCUUGCCAGAGCUACUGUAAAAGAAGUGGAUGAAAAAGACUUAAUCAUUGUACCAAGGAGAUUGUACCAGGUGGCUCAGUGGGUAGCACUGCUGCCUCGCAGCACCAGGGACACAGGUUCGACUCCAGUCUUGGACGACUGUGUGGAGUUUGCAUGUUCUCCUUGUGUUUGUGCGGGUUUUCUCUGGGUGCUCUGGUUUCAUCCUACAAUCCAAAGAUGUGUGGAUUGGCCAUACUAAAUUGCCAGUAGUAUUCAGGGAUGUGUAGAUUAGGUGGGUCAUAGCAGGGUGGGUCUUGGUCGGAUGCUCUGAGAGUUGAUGUGGACUUGUUGGGCCGAAGGGCCUGUUUCCACACUGUAGGGAUUCUAUGAUUCAGUUGGGUGUGUAUGGCAAUGUUAAUCGUGCUAUAUUAAGGUUUAUUCCAAUGAAUGAUGGAACUUGAUUUGAAAUUCAAGUUCUUUUGGCCUGGACUUUGUUGCAAAUGCCAUUCUCCUGAAACAGAAGCCUUCAGGUGAAUGUUAUGAUCAGGUUUGACAAGAAGAAUGAGGUGUGAAUGCUAUGAUUGAAUUGUUGAGUGUCAGAAUGAAUUGUGUUUGGGAGGGGAAGGGGGCUGGUUGCUCGCACAUGCCACGCACACCACACAUAUGCACUCAGAAAAGGGUGCCUAGAUGUUGAGGAAGUGGAAUUUCCUGAGAUUAGUGACUGAACCAAGAGUACCUAGAUUGUCACGUGUUAGCAGCCACUGUAGGGUAGCUGGCAGCCUUCUCUGUUUGACUGGUCACGUCAGUGGAUAAGGUUCACAUAAUUGGUUUGGAAAACAGCCCCUUGUUCUUGAUUUUAUCUGUGUUCCGUGAUCUUUUCCAUUUUUCAACUGCAGCAUCGUCUACAAAGUGCAUUUGUCUAUUGCAAAUUGUGAAAUACUAGUGAUGUCACCUGUGGAUCCCUGGAUGGACCCUGAGGAAAAGAAAGGGGAUGACUAAGGUGAUCUUAACUACCACUGGCAAUGUAUUCUCAGGUAGCCCUCUUGGAAAGAAAUCUUCUUCCAGGGACUUCGCAAAUGUCAGCUAUGACCAACCACAAAAGCAUCAGCCUCCUGCUGUCAUAUUGAGGAAAGUCAACCUCUGUAUAUCGACCUUCAAGGAAUACAUUGCCAAGGCACAUGGCUCUCAGUGUGGGUUCUGCACUCCAGGAAUGGUCAUGUCCAUGUACACCUUGCUGAGGAACAAUCCAACACCCAGCAUGGCACAGUUACAGCAGUGCCUUGCAGGAAAUUUGUGUCGUUGUACUGGAUACAGGCCAAUUGUUGAUGCUUUCAGAGCUAUCUGUACGGCAUCGAACUGUUGCCAGAGGACAGGUCCGGAGGAGAGUUGUCACCUAGGAAAGGCUGAGCAAGAUGGAAUCUUGGCAGAAUCCAGGGACAGUGAUCAGCUUCAGGUGUGUAGCCAGCUGUUCAAGACGGAUGAUCUACUUCCACUGGACGAGACACAGGAGUUGAUAUUUCCACCAGAGUUAAUGCUAAUGGAGGAGAGGCGGGAGAAGAGAACCUUUGUGUUCCGUGGAGAGAGAAUGAUGUGGAUUGUUCCAGCAAAUCUAGAAGAACUUCUUCAAUUGAAAAGUCAAUAUCCCAAAGCUCCCCUGGUAGUGGGAAACACCAACAUUGGUCCUAAUAUGAAGUUUAAGGGUGCCGUUCACCCAGUGAUUAUCCAUCCUGCCAAAGUUUCUGAGCUCCACUCAAUACAGUUCACGGAGGAGGGACUAAGACUCGGUGCUGCUUGCAGUCUAGGCCAUGUGAAGGAUGUCUUGGAAAAAGCCACUGCAGAGUUCGCUACAGAGAAAACUGAAACCUUCCAAGCACUUGUAGAACAGCUCCGUGUUUUAGGUGGAGAACAGAUUCGGAAUUUGGCGUCACUUGGAGGUAACAUUGUGAGUGGAUCCCCCACGUCUGAUCUGAACCCCAUUCUAGCAGCAAGCAAAUGCGUCCUUGAAUUAGCAUCAAAAGGAGGAAGAAGAGAAAUCCAUUUAGAUGAAAAUUUCUUUGCUGGUUUUGGUAAAACGUCACUGAGGCCAGAAGAAUUAUUGCUGUCAGUUUUCAUACCAUUUUCCAGAAAGUGGCAGAUUGUGUUCGCAUUUCGCCAGGCCUCCCGUCGGGAAAAUGCCUUCUCCAUUGUGAAUGCUGGAAUGCAGGUCGUGUUCAAAGAUGAGACGAAUGUUGUUGCUAACCUGAGGAUGUUCUUCGGAGGAGUGGGCCCCACAACAGUGUACGCAAAGAGAUGCAGCAAGGAACUAACUAACCGAUCCUGGGAUGAGAAUCUGCUGAAUCAGGCCUGUGAGAUGCUGCUUGAUGAUAUUUCACUCCCUGACUCAGCACCAGGGGGGAGUGUGAAGUUCCGGAGGACAUUGACCAUCAGUUUCUUCUACAAGUUCUACCUACAAGUGUGGCAGAGACUGCAGCAACUGUUGGGCAAGGAGGAUCCGUUUGGAGUAAACAUCCCAGAGCGAUUCCGUAGUGCAACAAUCCCAUUUUCGAUUAAGCUACCUCAGGGCUUCCAAAGGCUCCAGAAAGCUGUUUUGGAUCAGUUUUCUUGGGAUGCAGUUGGGCAGCCAGUGAUGCACCUUUCUGCGAUCAAGCACGCAACUGGAGAGGCGGUUUACUGUGAUGAUAUACCAAGCCAGGAGGGGGAGCUGUUUUUGGCAUUAGUCACCAGCACUCGAGCUCAUGCAAAGAUUGUGUCAAUUGAUGCAUCAGAGGCACUGCACCUUCCUGGAGUUUUUGAUAUCAUCACAACUCAGGAUAUCCCAGGCAAGAAAAUUGACAUGGAAGAGAUUCUCUGUGGAAGUGAGGUAACCUGUGUGGGACAUAUUAUCUGUGGAAUUGUCGCAGACAGCCAGCUACAUGCCAAGAUCGCAGCUGCAGCUGUGAAGAUAAUGUAUGAAGAUCUGGAACCCCUUGUCCUCACUUUGGAGGAUGCAAUUCAGCAUAAGUCCUUCUAUGACCACUUCAAACUGGAGAAUGGAGAUGUUGAUGCAGCAUUUGAAAAAGCUGACCAACAACUAGAAGGACAAAUCCACAUUGGAGGACAGGAGCAUUUCUACAUGGAAACACAUGGUGUCCUCGUCACUCCCAAAGGUGAGGAUGGAGAAACUGAAAUAGUUUGCUCAACGCAGUAUCCAAAGUUUGCCCAGACACUAGUUGCAGAUACACUGGGGAUUCCAUCCAAUCGAGUCACGAUCCGCGUUAAAAGGAUUGGCGGUGCCUUUGGUGGAAAGGUAGUAAUAGCCUCCAGAAUAGCAGCAAUUGCAGCAGUGGCAGCUCACAAGACAGGCCGUUCAGUACGUUGCAUUUUAGAGAGAGGAGAGGACAUGCUAAUCAGUGGAGGUCGCCAUCCUGUCCUUGGCAGAUACAAGGUUGGUUACUUGACUGAUGGCAGAAUAAUUGCUGCAGAAGUGACCUGUUACUCCAAUGGAGGCAACGAAGUGGAUUGUUCUUUAGUGGUUAUGCAGGAAAUAGUCUCAAAGCUGGACAGUGGCUACUACAUUCCACAUGUCCGCCUGACUGGCUUCGUUUGCAAGACUAAUUUACCAUCAAAUACUGCAUUUCGUGGAUUUGGACAGCCACAGGCAAUUGCUAUUACUGAAAGCUGGAUAACAGACGUUGCUACUAAAUGUGGACUUUCAGCUGAAAAGGUACGUGAAAUAAAUUUAUACAGAGGACAGGAGGCCUGCACACCUUACAAACACGUGUUUGACUCACGUAAUCAGCUGACCUGUUGGAAUGAAUGCCUACAAAUGGCUUCUUAUCACAAUAGAAAGAUUUCUGUCGAGAAAUUCAACAAUCUCAAUCGCUGGAAGAAAAGGGGUAUUUCUAUUGUCCCCCUGAGAAAGGGAGUUGGUUUUUCUGAAUCUACGCUCAACCAGGCUGGAGCUUUGCUCCAUGUUUAUGAGGAUGGAUCUGUUUUGUUGACCCAUGGUGGGACAGAGAUGGGACAAGGCCUUCAUACCAAGAUUCUUCAGAUUGCCAGCCAUGAGCUGAAGAUUCCAAUGUCUGCUAUUCACCUGAGUGAAACCUCCACUGGUAUGGUGCCCAACACCAGCCCUACUGCGGCCUCCUCUGGCACUGAUCUCAAUGGCAUGGCUGUGAAGGAUGCGUGUCAAACUCUCUUGCAGCGACUGCAACCUUUCAUGCAAGAAAAUCCCAAAGGAACUUGGAAGGACUGGGUGGAAGAAGCUUUUAAAAACAAGGUCAGCUUAUCAACAACUGGUUUCUUCAAGGGCGAUGAUACAGUCAUGGACUGGGAGAAAGGUGAAGGAACUACAGCCAGCUACUUCGUAUUUGGAGCAGCUUGUUCUGAGGUGGAGAUUGACUGCCUGACAGGAGACCAUAAGAAUAUCAGGACAGACAUUGUGAUUGAUGCAGGAUGCAGCAUAAACCCGGCUGUGGAUAUUGGACAGAUUGAAGGUGCUUUUACCCAGGGACUUGGGCUUUUCACUAUGGAAGAGCUAAAAUAUUCUCCUAAAGGGGUGCUCUAUACUCGAGGACCAACCCAGUACGAGAUCCCUGCUGUUUGUGACAUUCCAGAACAGCUGAAUGUGUCAUUGUUACCAAGAUCACAAAAUCCAAAAGCCAUCUACUCUUCCAAAGGGAUCGGUGAAGCAGCUGUGCUUGCUGGUUGCUCUGUGUUUUAUGCCAUUAAGGAUGCGAUUGCAGCAGCAAGAAGAGAGAUUGGUUUAACAGGGAGUUUCACUUUGAACAGUCCUUCCACACCCGCACGGAUUCGCAUGGCAUGCAUUGAUCAGUUCACUGAGAUGGUAAGGUUCCAGACUGUGUGCCUGAAUCCAUUCCAUGGGCCAUUGUUGUGUGAAAGAUACUGAAGAUAAAGUCAUCAGCCAGCACAUCAAGUGCUGUGUCAAACAGCGCAUUGUAAUUCCUUAAACGUAGUGAGUGUAUCAAUUUGAUACACAAGCAAUAGAAAUCAGGCAUUAUAUCAUCAGCUUUCAGAUUAAUAGUUCUGAAUUAAAAUAAAUUAAUAUGUAACACAUCAUCAUGGUCAACAAUGUAUGAACCCAUUACUUUGAUUCCAGCUGAUGCUGUUACUGGGCAAUCCGCUCCUAGGAUGAAACUUGGUUUUGUAUAAUCAUAUCUAACUUUUGCAGUUAGUUAAUGUGGUAGUGAGUUUCCAGUUUCUUUUUCUUAUCUGUAGAAAUAAUUUCAAAAUGCUUUCCAAGUCUGCUAUUGUGGAUCUCUUACAAUGCUGAUGGCCUAAACUUUUUCAGUUCGAACAUCUUGAAGAUGGAGUUUAAUCUGGGCAAAUGCAAGGUUUUGCACUUUGGGAGAUCAAAUAUUAGGGAAAAGUUUCCAGUAAAUGAUAGGAUCUCAGGUUCCUAUUCCAUAGCUCCCUGAAAGUAGCCAAGCAAGUAGAUUUAGGUGGUAAAGAAAGCUUAUGGCAGGCUUGCCUUUAUUAGUUGGGGCAUUGAUUACAAAAGUCAGGAAGUGAUCUUGUAGCUUUAUAAAACUUUGGUUAGUGCACGUUUCAAGUAUUGCAUUCAGUUCUGGUUGCCACACCUCAGGAAGGAUGUGGAGGCUUUGAAGAGGCUGCAGAAGAGGUUUAUCAGGAUGCUGCCUGGAAUGUGAGGGUAUGAGCUAUAGGAAGAGGUUCGACAAACUCAGGUUGUUUUCUGUGGUGCGACACAGGCUGAGCGGAUACCGGAUAGGAGUCUAUAAAAUUACAAGAGGUAUAGAUAGAGUUGACAGUCAAAAUCAUUUUCCCAGAGUUGAAAUGUCUAAUACUAGAGGGCCUGCAUUUAAAGUAAGAGGGGAAAGUUCAAAGGAGAGGUGAGGGGAAAGCUUUGUUUACAUGGAGAGUGGUAGGUGCCAAAAACAUGCUGCCAGGUUUAGUGGCGGAUGCAGAUAUAAUAGGGGUGUUUAAGGGGUUUUUAGAUAGGCACAUGAAUGUGCAAGGGAUAGAGGAAUAUGGACCGUAGGCAGGCAGAAGGAAUUAGUUUAAUUUGGUAUGAUGUUCUGUUUCUAUUCAAAGUCUCCCUUUUUGGGAGCUUCAAUGAGCAAUAAAUCACUUCUACUGGUGGCUGAUUCUCUUGACCUGAAUAGGAAAAUACUUACUUCCCCUUUCAGAGAAAAGAUACUAUCUUCUGAAACUAAACUGCAGACUUUUGUGAAUUAACUUUGAACUUUCUGUUCUGAAGUCAAAAUUAAACAAAUUGCUUUAAUGUGUUUGCUCUGCUCAUCAUAAACCCAAGUAUAAACAUUUAAAAUAUUAACACCUUGAGGUUUGCUGAUCUUGGCUGAAUUUGUAUGCCUUCUUACAAAAUUAUGUAUUUAGUCACUGUCCAAAUGUCUUACUGACCCUUUUUUUUCCCAAAACAAAACACCUUGGCCUAACCAAAACCCAUCUUUUUCCAAAAAAUUUCCGAAAUAUAACAUACAUUAUACAUAUUUCAGCACACCAUGUCUAGCAUGUUAUUUUACUUAUUGUGUUAAUUUGGAUAAUUGAGUAUGUUCAGUGCCCUAAUAAAAGACUGAAAUACAGUUUUU
Stegostoma tigrinum is the source of this 8799-nucleotide messenger RNA. Its product is annotated as aldehyde oxidase 1-like. The transcript is spliced from 33 exons. Gene Ontology annotation, molecular function: iron ion binding; 2 iron, 2 sulfur cluster binding; xanthine dehydrogenase activity. Bases 3225 to 7121 code for a protein of 1298 amino acids. The record is from RefSeq and is a predicted model, not a curated record. NCBI's taxonomy places the organism in Eukaryota, Metazoa, Chordata, Chondrichthyes, Orectolobiformes, Stegostomatidae.